AUGUCUGGCAAGAACGACAAAGUCUUACAGCCAGCAUUGUUUCCAAUGGAUUAUACCAUGAAUCCAAUGUCAUCCAAUUCUGCUUCUUCAAAGCCUAAGAGGCCGUUCGACAUCAGCAACCUCAUGUCUCCUCCUGGUCCAGCUCCUUACGAGACGUUCAACCAUCGUGUCGCCGCAAUGACAGCCUCGAAGCCCAUGUCCGCCGCAACCAGGCAGCUGGGACCGAACCCGCCUAUAUCUCCUCCCAUCUCCCCUUACACCAGGGUCAGAAACUCAAUCACAAUGGACCCUCGCCUCUCCAUUUCGGACAACGACCCGAUUUUAUAUCCUGCUCCUGAAACCGCUGCUAGCCCUCCUUCCGAGCCGCUCUUCGUCCCUUCGGUUCCUUCAGCCGAGCCACUCGAUGUUCUAGUCGAUAAUCACAUUGCUUCACGACCUCAAAGCGCCACAUCGCCACCUAAGAAGGAGGAUUACAAGCUGCUGCUCUUUUUCAAGUCGGAGGUCAUGAAGAUGUGGCAGAAGGAUCCUCAGGAUUGGCUCCGCAAGGAGCGCCAGUAUAUGCGAGCUGAGAAGAACCACAGCAAAGUACGACCCGUGGUUAACAAGCUUCCAACGAUCUUGCCUGCCGCUCAACCUCCGGCUCCGGCUCCGAAACCCCAGGUGGCGAGAACCAGCAGCACUGGCCGCAUUCAGAAGCCCAGGGUCACCAAGGCACCGGCCCAAAACCCUCGGCCGAUUCGGGCAACUCCUAUGCACUCUAGGCAGACGGCACGUGUUAGCGCCACUCCUGAACCUAGAGUGCGAACAGUGGCGCCAAACAGGGAGGACAAGGAUUUCGACUCUCUUCCCGACUUCACGCCCAGCAUUUUGACCCUUCCUAACUCUCCCGGCUGUCUCAAGGUCGACUGGAAGGGUAACCCGCUCGACUUGAGCAAGGAUCCCAACAGAGCCCUUCUCCAUGACGAGGAGCUCAGCCUUGCCGCCGCCCUUCGCCUGGAUUGUGCGACUUACCUCACCAGCAAGAGGCGCAUCUUUAUGAGGCGCAUUGAUUGCGCUAAGAUUGGCAAGGAGUUCCGCAAGACGGACGCUCAGCAGGCGUGCAAGAUCGACGUCAACAAGGCAUCGAAGCUAUGGACGGCGUACGAGCGGGUCGGCUGGCUCGACCCUAAGCACAUUGAGAGGUUCCUGUAUAACUGA
Sordaria macrospora k-hell is the source of this 1197-nucleotide messenger RNA. RefSeq lists its product as uncharacterized. NCBI's taxonomy places the organism in Eukaryota, Fungi, Ascomycota, Sordariomycetes, Sordariales, Sordariaceae. Gene Ontology annotation, molecular function: protein binding. The record is from RefSeq and is a predicted model, not a curated record.